Molecule: messenger RNA, 388 nt
Organism: Balaenoptera ricei (Rice's whale)
Lineage: Eukaryota; Metazoa; Chordata; Mammalia; Artiodactyla; Balaenopteridae
Gene: UCN2
Product: urocortin 2
Exons: 1
Coding region: 1-300 (99 amino acids)
Source: RefSeq, a predicted model, not a curated record
AUGACCAGGUGGGCUCUGCUGGUGCUGAUGGUCCUGACAUUGGGCAGGACUCUGCUUGUCCCAGCAACCCCUAUCCCAGGCUUCCGGCUCCUCCCUCAGAACUUUCCCCAGGGCACUCCCUGCCCUGUGACCUCGGAGAGCCCUUUAGCCAGCACCACAGGCCCCUCCACUGUUUGGGGCCACCCUGGCCCUGGGCCCCGCAUCACCCUCUUGCUGGAUGUCCCCCUUGGCCUCCUGCAGAUCUUACUGGAGCAGGCUGCUGCCAAUGCCCACGCCUUGGCCCACGUUGGCCGCCGCUGAGCCUGAGGGAGGGGAUCACAAUGAUGGAGCCAGCGUGGAUGGGGAGACCUGCAAGGCAGCGGCAGAGCUGGACGGUACUACAUCUGGG